Nerophis ophidion (straightnose pipefish) is the source of this 852-nucleotide messenger RNA. Its product is annotated as neurogenin-1-like. Lineage: Eukaryota; Metazoa; Chordata; Actinopteri; Syngnathiformes; Syngnathidae. Bases 1 to 525 code for a protein of 174 amino acids. Gene Ontology annotation, molecular function: protein dimerization activity. The transcript has a single exon. The record is from RefSeq and is a predicted model, not a curated record.
AUGGACGCGCGCGCGCACGUGCACGACAUCGACAGCAACAGCUGCGACUUCUUCCCGCUGACGGACGACGACGACUCGCGCGCCUCCGCGCCGCCGCCGCCGCAGAAGAAGAAGCGGCGGCGCGGGCGUGCGCGCAGCGCGACCGCCGUGCACGUGGUGAAGAAGAGCCGGCGCCUGAAGGCCAAUGACCGGGAGCGGAACCGGAUGCACAACCUGAACGACGCCCUGGAGGAGCUGCGCGAGGUCCUGCCCGCACUUCCGGACGACAGCAAGCUGACCAAGAUUGAGACCCUGCGUCUGGCCCACAACUACAUCUGGGCCCUGUCCGAGACCCUGCGCAUCGCAGACCUCACCCGGACCCCCGCCGAACCCUGGUUCUCCUGCAGCUCCUCCUCCUCCUCCUCCUCCUCCUCGCCGCCCUCCUCCUCGUCCCCCGCCUACAGCGCCUGCAGCCCGGCCAGCCCGGCCAGCCCGCACCACGACGCGCUCUUCGGCCUGCGUGCCCUGGUCCCGGGAGUCCUCUGACGCACCGGAACCUGCACGACUUUGCCUAACAUGGUCGAAUAACACAAAACUUUGCAGAACAUGGCAGAAAAUAUUACUGAACUUUGUAGAACAUUGCAGAACAUGGCAGAACAUGACAGAAUAUGACAGAACUCUGCAGAACAUCGCAGAAUAUGACAGAACUCUGCAGAAUAUGACAGAACUCUGCAGAACAUUGCAGAAUAAGACAGACUUUGCAGCACCACUGGACUGAAAGGAACAUCUUCCUUGAGAAGGUGAAAGGUCAACUUUACAAUUAGUUGCUAAAAGAGAGAAGAAAAAAGUGUGAAAUCCACUCGGACUAAAGAC